Betta splendens (Siamese fighting fish) is the source of this 831-nucleotide messenger RNA. It is a transcript of the gene ggcta, whose product is annotated as gamma-glutamylcyclotransferase a. Bases 133 to 654 code for a protein of 173 amino acids. The transcript is spliced from 4 exons. NCBI's taxonomy places the organism in Eukaryota, Metazoa, Chordata, Actinopteri, Anabantiformes, Osphronemidae. Gene Ontology annotation, molecular function: gamma-glutamylcyclotransferase activity. The record is from RefSeq and is a predicted model, not a curated record.
UUGUUGACAGGGACCAGCGGGGGCUGCGCAGUGACCACAGGAAGCGCUUUGGCAAAGGUUACACCCGGCAGCAUCAGCGACAGCCGGUCACAUCUCUAUGCCUCCGGCCCUUCACACACAAAACCUCUGAAGAUGUCCAGCGCUGCCUGCGGCCGCUUCAUGUACUUCGCGUUUGGGAGCAACCUGCUGAAGGAGAGACUGCAGCUGGCGAACCCGUCUGCGGUGUUCUGCACCACCGGCCGCCUCAAGGACUAUGAGCUGAACUUUGGCCUGUGGGAGCGACACGUGGACAACGCUUGGCACGGUGGAGUGGCCACCAUCGAGUUCUGUCCAGGCGCCGAGGUGUGGGGGGUGAUCUGGACUUUGAGCAACGAGCACCUGACGAGCUUAGACGACCAGGAGGGCGUGGGCCUGGGCCAGUACUCGCCGCUGGAGGUUUCUGUGGAGACCGACAGGGGACUGAUGCUGUGCAGGACUUACCAGAUGAACAAUUUCCAUGCCUGUCCUCCCUCCCCUCAGUAUAAACAGGUGGUGUGUCUGGGUGCAGAGCAGAACCGACUCCCACCAGAGUACCUGAAGAGGCUGGAGGUCAUCCAGACCAACAACUACAGUGGGCCUUCGCUGCUGGAUCAAAUCGGGACAGUUUCCAAGUAGAGAUUGAGGGAUCUCUUGGACUUGACGACAGCCUUAACAAGCUUAGCUGAAAAGGCGAAGAACACAAAAUGAAGUUUUUCCCCCUGGGUCUGCUGCUUCUGUCAACCUCACUUUACAUUGAUGAUAUAAAAGCAAAGCCGGACUUGUGUGAUAAUUAAAUGUAACAGAGGAGUUGUA